GCAAAAUUUCGGCGCAAAUUAAACCCUGACGCGUUGUUGACUUUUCCUCUGACAAAUUCCUUGCACAAUCGUCACUGAUAUAUUACGUACGCAGUUAUUUUAUAAUCUUGGGUACACUCAUUUGGUAUGGUUUGUUAAAAUGUAAUUAGAAAAAAUCGUGAAAUCGCACACAGAACAAUCACAUGCUCACAACUGAUUAUUUUUUGAGUUUCUGAUCCAGGGGAAAAAAUCCGAUUUUCAUUUAUGGUUAAUUAUUGUAAUCAGGAGCUCCACUUCUAGGCUUGGCUAAAUCUAUAUUUUACGAUUUCUAUUGGUUAAAGAAAAUUGGUGUCAAUCAAGACCACACUUCUCAUGUAGUUUAAGGCCUGGGUCAAAGGCUUUUACUGGUGAAAAUAAUUUAUUAGUCAUAUUUCUCAGUAAAUGGUUUGAAGUCACCAACAACAGUUCUUUUCAGAACUACACUCACCCGGACGAUCACACUAUAUGAACUAGUCAUAUUUCUGAAUGUAUAAAUGGCAAUGGAACCAGAUUUAGCACACAGUUAGGUUUUGACGUCCUGAAAAUUUUUAAGUAGAAUUAGUACUUCUGACAGGUCAUGUGACAAGUCACGUGACGUUUAGCGGAAAAGAGGCAUUAUUUGAGGAAUUGGUGGCGGUUUUUAGUAAUAACAUCCUGCAAAAACGCGUUUUAGAUGUAGGUCUAUUAUUUCCGUCCUCUCACGUUUGGAAUGACCGUUCCUCUUUUCACAGAAAAAAUUUAUAGGGUGAAAGGUCCUUUUUUCAACAUAAUAUGCCAGUUUUACGAGCACAAAAAGAUCAUGCAUUUAAUUUUCUUCUUGUUUAUAAUUAGGAUUUCCAAUGUCCCGUAUUACGUGGAAAAUUGGAUAGAUGGAGCAUGGAAAAGUUUCUUUCGCUCGAAUCCUACGUCACUUCCGUUGAAGGCGAGGAAAACAAAGAUCUCGUCCGCGAAGCACUAGAUACUUUUGCCACACAGGUGGCUCCUAAACUUUCGCUUCUGCGUCGGGGAACCAUCCACAAUGAUGUAAAUAAAGACAAUCUCCUCAUCGAAAUGAGCAGUGACAAGUUUAAAAUCUCAGGACUGGUUGAUUUUGGUGACAUACGUCACUCGUGUUUGCUGUUCGAAUUAGCAAAUAGCAUAGCUGCCUUCAUCAACGAAGAAGACGUGUUAUUGGUCAGCGGUUAUCUCCUAGCUGGGUACCAGGCUGUUUAUCCUCUUCCCGGUCUGGAGUUCGACUUGUUGUAUGACGUUGUCUCUGCGCGUUUGUGUCAAGUUUUCCUCAUCACGUCGAACCAUGAAAAGGAAUGCUUGAACAAUGAUUACCUUAGGAAACUGUUGACGGAUUACCUUGGCAAGUUCAAAGCUUGGUUGUCGAAUUCUAAGGCCGAUGCCGUGGCAUUUUGGCGAAAAGUUGAGUUCGAUGCAAACUUUCACGACAAGGAAUAUUACACAUAAACAACAAUCGCAACAACAACAACAACAACAAUAUCUUUUAUUUGGGUUAGGGUUAGGGUUACUUCGAAAGUAAGCUUAGCUGUGCUAAGGUCAAAGCUUGGUUGUCGAAUUCUGUGGAUGCUGUCGUGGCAUUUUGGCGGAAAGUUGAGUUUGAUGUGAUGCAAACUUUUACGACAAGGAAUAUCUAACAUUAACAAUCGCAAACUUCCAAAGAAAGCUGCACCUUUUAUUUUUUUGUAAUAACUGAAUGUCCGCAGAGCCUACCUGAUCUAUCCUUUUCGCUAAGCUAGUCAUCGUUUUUGCUCUGCCCGAAAUAUAUUUUCUGGAUAAGCUUCAACUCUAGUUAGUCGGCUUACGUCUCUGCAUAUGUACAGUAUAUCCUCUAUAUCAUAUAGCCAUCUUCCUUUAUAAAAUCGUCUUUUUUGCAUGCCCCCUUAACGGGAUAAAAACAAUGAAAUUCAAUAGGCCACGAUAUAUCAACAUUCUAACAUGGCUCCGAGGCUUUCAGGGCAAACUCAGUUUUAUAUUUGGUGGUGUUUUCUGUGUAUCCAAGUCUCUCAUUGGGAAUUAAAGACAAAAGGAACUUAAAAAGUUUGCAAUUUUGUCCUGAAACCAUAUUAGAAUACUAAUAUAUCGAACGUGACCCACUUGGUAUAUUUAUCGCCCUUUCCCCUCCUACUGCCCCAUAUUUUCUCCCCAUUGCAUUGUUAUGGACUAAUCGUAGAUAACUUUUUUUACACCCACGGCUGCUGAGAGGUCAUGCUGUAUUCUAUUAAUUCAACAGUAAUUUUGCGGAUUUGUUUAAACAAAAUCAAUCAGCAAGUUUUCUUACUGUAUAUGGGGUACUAACAGCAUAGCACUGUGAAUCGGACCGCUGGGGUCUAAUUGAAGAGCGGCGAUUUAAUUCUGUUUAAAGUAAGCCCCCUUGUAAUAAACCCCUCAGUUGUAAGACCAAAAAUAAAUUUAAAACUCCUGCUUUGCGCGUAAGAGGAAAUGGUGAAAGUCUGCGUACUGCGUACUGCGUACUAACCAGCAUGACAAAUUAAAAACCUUGACCGAUAAAAAUUCUCAGGAGUCUGGCAUGGGACCAUAUGCUGUUUAAUUAAUUUAGGAAAAUAACAAGGUAAUUUCGUGAGUGGAAUUUAACGUUAUAGGAAUAUAAUAAUUAUUAUGCUAGCUGAUAGGCUCUCCAAUGUUUAUGUAAAUUCGCUAACACCGAAAAAAAAAGGAGUGAAAUAACAAGAAAUGUUUGGAAUCUAUGUUAUCAUUUAUAUUUCCACGUUUCAUUAUUUUUUUUCAUUUAUGUCGUCAUGGCAUAUUUAAUUUUGGUUAAAUUUAAAUCUUGCUUAUUAUAAUUUCCACAUUGUUCAAUAUUUGUUUGAUGUACGCAACAAAUUGUUUGCGUUUAUUUGAUAAAAAUCCGUCUGCUUUAUUUUGCCCGCCGACUGGUGGUCUUCGUAAAUAUUUUAAUUCGAAACGAUGUAAUUUUACAAUAUUAUGGCGAGGAUUUUUCAAUAUUGCUAUGACAUGUGAAAUUGCAAUAAAUAUGGAUGAACUGUUAUUGGUUUUCGACUAGCCUUGAUCAAUAUUUUUUUAUUCCAAGUGCGUUUUCGUUUUGAUAGUUAACAAAAUAUGAAAUUGUUCCUAUUUUUCUUUUUUUUUUUGUCUAGAUACUCGCAUUUCUCCUGAUCAUCUUGUUAUUGUAAUUAAAUGACCAGGAAUUCAGAAGUAGAUGUCAAACAAUUUUAGGUGCUAAGCUGAUAUACGUAUUCCUUUAAAUUAGACCUGCCGCAUCGGGGUGUUGUGUAUAAAUUUACGUCCACGUUAAAUAAAAAAUAAUUCUGCUGUUGCGCUGUACAUAGAUUUUCCUUUAAGCAAUAAAAUAGCACUUAUAGUUAUAACAUUGAUUGUUUUCAAUCCAUCUUACCAAAAUAUUUCCUCUUGUCCAAAAGCCAUCCGUAUUUUAUUUUGCUUGAGUGAACGAAGGGCCUUGUCAAUUUAGUCGAAAGUGGGCCGAAGGUUAAUUCUA
Messenger RNA from Orbicella faveolata, 3502 nucleotides. RefSeq names its product hydroxylysine kinase-like. The record is from RefSeq and is a predicted model, not a curated record. NCBI's taxonomy places the organism in Eukaryota, Metazoa, Cnidaria, Anthozoa, Scleractinia, Merulinidae. Gene Ontology annotation, molecular function: amino acid kinase activity.